UUUCCGGCUUUGAGAUGCCAGAUGUGAAUGCGCGCUUCCACGAGCACCGUUAAAUCGUGCUUUGUCAUGAGACUCGAAAUGUUUCGUGAAACGAUAGCAAAGUUUUUCGUUCAAUGCGUAUAAAUAAACAAAAUUUUAAAUCAAGUAAAUCGCAACAAGUUCUAGGGUAAAUUAAAAAGCAGUUGAAACUUUAAAGGUGUUUAUAAGAAUUGGCGUGUGUUGCAUGUGUCUCUCGGUGUUUCGGAAAAAGUAUAGCACUAUCUUCGACGUAGAAUUGAUUGUAACUUGUUAGAAACGUGAACGAAGACGUAGAUUAUCAAGUGUCGACAUGCCGCUUCUUCGUAAACAGCCGUUCCAACGUCUUCACGUUUCAUCAGAUUUUAAAGACGACGACGAAGUUUUCCACUGUGAGGUUACCAAUGAAAUUUUCAAGGACUACAAUGAAUUUUGUGAGAGGAUUAUUUUAUGUAACUCACUUAUAUGGUCAUGUAGUAUAACUGGCAGAACUAACAUGACUUUUGAGGAGGCUUUACAAUGCGAAGAAAAUGCAAAAAGAAGCCUUAAAGAAUUUCCUAUGGAGCUACGUAUACCUAUAUUAUAUCUUGCCAGUAAAACAAACAGAUCAUCUUUUAAGGAAAUGAUAGAGGAUGUAUAUCAAUUUGCAAGGGAUCGUUAUUUUGUUGGUGAAAUGGUUGAAGCAAGUUUUACAGAGGAUUCUUGGUGUGAUUGUCAUGUUCUUCAAGUUAUUGCACCUUCAGAACAACAAAUUAAAUUAUAUAAUAAAGAAAACAACAGUUUGUUACAUAGGAGCCCACAAGAACAACAGUAUCAUCCACCGGCAAAAUUAUUUCGUUAUGAAGUGGAACAAUUAGACUCUGGAGAUUCUGAUGUUAGUCAACUCAUGAUAGUGGAAGCAGCACAAGUGAGAAGAAGGAAACAACACUACAGUAAAGAACGUAAUAAAAUUUUUUUACGUCAGUUAUGUGAACAGAGUGAAGGUGGAAUAUGGGUUGUUAAAGAUAACGUUUUAUUAAAAUAUGCGAUUAAUAAGGUACGUUUUGAUACCAUAUUUGCUGGUCCUCCUCCAGACUUUACAUCACGUAUUAAAAAGCCUGUUAAACAUAAACAGGAAUCAAUAGAUAAAUUUCUUACCACAGAUGUAUCAAAACAGAAGUUAUUAGAAAAACCUAACCCUUUAAAAAAAGUGAAUCAAGGAGGAGUGGAUAUAAAAAAAUUUCGCAAACCAAGAAUGAAUGGGAAAUUUAAGGAAGACCUUAAGGCAAAAGCCCUUGAAGAAAAAGCAAAACGUAAAGAAGAAAGAGUAUUGCAAAAUGAACGUAAAAAGGAGGAAAAACAAAAAUCAGCAGCUUUAGCUGCAUAUAUAAGACAAUGGAAUAAGCCAAGGGAGGAUCUUGAAUGCGAAGAUCUUUCUCCUAUCCCAGAAGCUACGCCAGUCAAGAGUAGCAUACCUAAUGAAAAAUUUGGCGACAGUGUAAUGAUUCUAGAAUUUUUAGAAUUUUUUAAUGAAGAACUAGAAGUUAGUGCAUAUUUCCCAAAUGGUUUUACUUUAGAUCUACUGGAAAAAGCACUAUUAUUAAAAGAAACAUCUGGACCUUGGAGUGAUCUUCUACAAUUACUAUUAGCAAACAUUUUUAAAUAUCAAACAGAUGAAGAAGAUGAAAUUCAUGCUCAAGCAUCUGAUAUAACAAAUGAUAUUAGCACGAAUGAAGGAGCAUCAUCAAUGACAAAAGCUGUAAAACUUUCUACUAUAGCAUCUAGUUGGAGUCAAGUGCACCAAGGUUGCAAAUUAUCUGAAUUGACAUUAGAUCAUGUAACUUUAAGUGAAAUUCUAAGACAACACUUAUUGUGCUCUGGAGGGCGAAUUGGUGAUGUUGCUACUAAGUGGAGAUAUUCUCAAAGAGGUGGUUAUACAAAUCAAGAUGAUCCUGCACUGUUUAUGAGAAUAAACGAGACAUACAUUUUAAGAUUGUUAGGUCAUUGUAGUGUUCAUGAAUUUGAGUUAGGUGAAAAGUUAAAAGUAGCUACAUGUUUGAUAAAUCAGUUACUCACUUUCGCUUCGAUACGAGAUGUAAUAGAAGAAAGACGUGAAAAACUUCAUCAAGCAAAGAAAGAAUUGAAGUCUUUCUUAAUAGCCGAACAAAAGAAAGAAAAAGAAGAAAAAGAAAGAAUGAGAGAUCGAGAAAAAGAUAAUGAUGGUAAAAUACCAAAGAAAGUUACGCGUGGUAGUUGUGAAGAGGAAAAAAAGAAAGAAGAAUAUGAGAAUAAGUUAAAAGAACUUCAGGAAGCAUCCAGAGAUAAUAAAAUGAUGGUUUAUCUAGGUUCUGAUAGAGCUCAUCGUAGAUAUUGGAGAUUUUUAUCAAUACCAGGAAUAUUUGUAGAGAAUGAUGAAUGGUGGUCUGGUAAUUGCAUUCCUGAUGGUACACCUUAUCAACCAGAAUUAUUAGAUACAGAAGCUAUGCAUGCAUAUUUAAAAAAUAAAUUUGAAGAUGAAUUUAGUGAUAAAGAAAAUAGUUUUAAAAAAGCAAAAAGGUCUCCUAAGAAAGUUUCAUUCUCUGACAAAAAUAUUCUUAAGUCUCCAAGAAAAGAUAUAUCUCGGAAAGAGUUUAAACAAGAAUUAUUUGAUAUUAGAAAAAAUCUAAUGGCCUGUACAGGAGACAAAGAAUGUCCUGUGCAUUGCAAGAGAUCAGAACUAAAAUGGAGUUUCUUUGGAAAGCCGGAAGAUAUAGAAGCUUUAGUAAAUGGUUUAAGUAAACGAGGAAUUAGAGAAGGUGAACUCAGAAAUAAUAUUAUACAAGAAAUGCCAAGUUUAAAGUCUGUGAUUGAGGAAUGUCCUAGACAUAAACUUAAUCCUGAAGUAUUUUCAGAACCUAUCAAAAUGCAUCCUAAUAGGAUUUCAAAAAAGAAUAGAUACGAAAAUGCCAACUUAAAUUUUCCUUCAGAAAUGGCAGUCAAUAUUGUUUUAGAAUUGACUCUAAGAGAUUAUAUCCUAGAUUUUGAAGACAGAGUGAAAGGAGGGGCUUUGGGGAAUUUGAAAGUUAAUGAUCGUGAAAUAUGGAGGCACGCAAUAAAUAACAGGAAAUAUGAUAAACAAUGUGAUAAAUUAGUGUAUGGUACAAAUGAAAUUGAAGCAGAUAUUGUUUCUAAUACGUCUUUAGACAAAAUCAAAAAUGAAACAAAGCAUAGCAGACCUGGAACUCCAGAUUCAGAAGUUGGAAGUAUUAAUACAAAAACUUACAAAGAUGCAGGAAAAUAUUUAGGUCCACCAAAUGAAAAUGAAAUGCUCCCAGAUCCCAAUCAGCAGUUAGCCAUUAAACAAAUGGCUUGUGCUAUUUUACAGUUAUCUCACGCUAUUGAGCAAAAGUACUUACAAAAACCGUUAGGUGCCACUGAGAAAGAUAAGAAAUGGUUCGGCGAAGACAUCAGAGAAAAAUGGGAACAAUCACUUAUGGCAUCAGCAAGUUGGUCUCAAUUGUUUGUACACUUAAGUACUUUAGAAAAUAGUGUUGCAUGGAGUAGAAGUGCAUUAAAUGCUCAGUGUCGAAUAUGUAGACGACGACGAGACGGCGACAAAAUGCUACUAUGUGAUGGAUGCAACAAAGGACAUCAUUUAUAUUGUUUGCAACCAAAACUAAAUAGUGUACCAGAUGGAGAUUGGUAUUGUAAAGUAUGUAAACCACCUACAAAACCAAAAGAGAAAAUUAAAAAGAGAAAAAAAUUUGAAGAUGAAUUAGAGGAGGACGUAAUAUUAACCAAAGAAACUCGACAUAAUCGUGCAAAACGUGUUCUUGAAAGUGAGGAAGAAGGGGAUUCAGUUGAUGAAGAAUUAGAAGAAGAUAGUGAUGAUGAUAUGGGUAGUCAACAAAUAAAUGUGUGUUGCAUAUGUAAAAGCGGUGGAAAAUUAAUCAACUGCGAUACAUGUUCAAAUUUUUAUCAUGUAGAAUGUAUAGAACCUCCGUUAACAAGAGCACCUCGAGGAAGAUGGGUUUGUUCAGACUGCAAGGAUAGAAAGGACAGAAAGACAAACAUAAGACAUGUGAGGGGGCGUGAAAGGGAAAGGGACAAGGAGAGACUGUGCGCUGCAGCAGCACGCUCUCGCAUCCAUGGCUUUGCCAAGAGCCUCCUCACUACAGAAUCUACAGACUGGGACGAUAGCAGUACUUCAGAGGAUACAGAGCCAAGACAAACCAGAAGAGCAGCUAAAAGAGCUGCUGAAAUUGAACAAGAAGAAGAUAAGGGAACAAUUAAAGGAUGUAUAGGGAGACUGCAGGAAUUACUUUCUGACAUUAGGCAUCACAGAGAUUCGUGGCCUUUCCUAUCACCUGUUACAAAAGAUGAAGUUCCAGAUUAUCAUGAUAUUAUUUCCAAUCCUAUGGAUUUUGGUACAAUUAAAUAUAAACUUAAUAAUAAUGAAUAUGAAACACUGGAACAUUUUUUCAGUGAUUGUCAUUUAGUAUUUGAAAAUUGUCAAGCUUAUAAUGAAGAACACAGUUCUGUCUACAAUUACGUAUACAGAGCAGGUAUCAGAUUAUUGAAGUACUAUGAAAAACGAUGCAAAGAAUUAGGAUUGACGACACAUGGUGAAGAAUUACUGCGACCUCCAGAUACAAAGAAGCCAAAAUUCGAAGAAAAUGGUCUCGCAGUUAGCGAAGAUGAAGAAGCAGAAAAUAUUCAAAAAUCGAGAUAGAGAUAAAAUACUUUCUUGAAAUCGUUAUAUUUAUUAAAUAUCAAUUUUUACUUCUAAUACGUAAAUUAAAUGUACCUUGAUGCUAAAUUUGUACACUGAUGUUGAAUUGUGUACAGAUUCAUAAUUCAGCAAAAAAUGCUCUGUAAAGUAUAUAUUACUAAAAAAAUGGUUUCGUUUACUGAAAAUUAGAAAAUUACCGCAUAGAAUUUAUGAAAUUUAUCUAUUGAAAGAGGUGAUAAAAUGCAAGCUUAAAAGUAUUUAAAAUAUUUUCUUCUAUGUUAAUUAUCAAAUAUCCCGAUUAACUCUUUUUCUUAGGCUUGCUAUAUCAAAAAGCAUGCACAGUAUUAUUUGUAGAAUUUUACGCAUGGUACAAUUGCUCUCGCAUACCAUUUUGUAGAAAUUACUGUUUAAUGUAGAACAUUUUAUAAACAAAUGAACAAGCGCGUAAGCAAUGAACUAUUUUCAUAUGCUUGAGCCAGUACAAGAAUAGUCUUUUGAGUUAGUAUUAUUAUAAACAAAUUUUUUGUUAUCAAACAAAGUUUUACAUUAUAUUAUUAAUUAUUUAUUAUUUUAACGUUAUUAAUUUGAUUACAUCUUAUAUAUCUUUAUAAUUAAGUAAAAAAAUUUGGAGGGUUACCUAAAUAUAUUCUAAACUUUGAAAGAUUUGACUUAUAUAAAUUUCAUGUGAAAUGUUACACAUUACCUGCCUUUUAUAGUACGUCUAUAUGCAGUGUGAAGUACGAUCACGCGUAAUAUGACUGAUGGUUUAAGAGUUAAUACAUGCGUAACAGAAACUAAGAGCUUUUGUUAUGAAUCUUAAAGGCAU
This is a messenger RNA of Bombus pascuorum, 5531 nucleotides long. RefSeq names its product bromodomain adjacent to zinc finger domain protein 1A (gene Acf). Lineage: Eukaryota; Metazoa; Arthropoda; Insecta; Hymenoptera; Apidae. Gene Ontology annotation, molecular function: protein binding. The transcript is spliced from 14 exons. The coding region runs from base 329 to 4705 and encodes 1458 amino acids. The record is from RefSeq and is a predicted model, not a curated record. Gene Ontology annotation, biological process: chromatin remodeling.